ACCUAAUGACCAAUGAGGCUCAAUGAAGAGUUAUGACAUCAGGUAGUUAGUGGCACACACUUGCCUGCCUGAGAAGCUGCAUGUCAAGGCCAGUCACCACUUCUCAUUCACCUAAGCAACACUUCAGCUCAUGCAGCUGGCAUUUUCUCAAAGCAUUAACAUCAGAGAAUACAACUGAGAAGAAAACAAGACAAGGAGCAUUAGAGCGUGUGGAAAGGAGAUUUUGCUGCGUCCCACCCAGAUCAUGAAACAGAAUGUCUAGGAAAAAAACUCAAGAUGAUGAUAUUUCCAACAACAUUCCUGAUGGAGCCGAUUUCAAAAAUCUACUGAAACUGUUUCAGAAAUUAGUUGACCAGACCGUUGCUCAGAAAAGGGAUGAAAGAUUAGGCUUGUAUAUAAAAGAUGCUGAGGAAAUUGAUUACGAUAAAUUCUUUGCUGAAGUCCAGAGGCUGUUUGGUACAGAUGUGAAACCACAAGAUGUUAAAACCUUCUAUAGGAAGAUUAGCAACAAUCCUGAUGGGCGUACGGAAUGGUGUGAGAUCUUUGGAUAUUAUAUACUGGAGGGUGAUGCUCUUGCUGCCCAGCUUGAUGAAGAAAAUAUGGUUUUCCUGGUAUCCAAAAAGCAGCGGAUUUCAAAAGCAGGAGUCAAGAGACGUGAUGUAAUAAAGUGCAUAGUGAAAGUACCACAGCUGGAUUUUUUAGUAGUAGCAUCACAAAAAGGGAUGCUGUCCGUUUUCUCCAGCCAGAUGAGGAUCCUGACGAGCACAAGCAUUCCCGACACCUCCUGGAUCACUGGAUGUGAUUACCUGAGUCAGCUCAAGCGUGUUGUUGCUGUGACGGAAAGAACCAUUAUCAUCUGGGAUUAUAAAACACAGGGCACUGCCAUGGACAAUUGUUUUAUCAUCAAACCCGUGGAACAUUGCGUUAUUUGUGUUUGUGCUGUUCAGCGACCAGCAGAACUACUAGUGAAGGAUGACAUCUUACUGGGGGAUGACGGGGGAUACGUAAAUAUGUAUACCAUGACCAGCGAUGACUUCGGCCUAAAGCAAUCUAAAGCUAAAAAGAAAGCGCAAAUUAUGGUUAUCGAUUCUAGGAAAUUCAAAAGCAUUAGACGCAAGCUACAUGAGGACUGGGUUGUGAAAGUCAAAUACUUUCCAGCCUUGAAUUGUUUUGGAUCCUGCUCUUUGGACAGUGUUCAUUCUUUGGUUUUGGAUGACCUGAGAAGACUUGAAGACAACACACCUGUUAGGGAGUUCUCAGUACCAAGGGGAGUUAACGCUUUCACAUACUGUGGGAAAGCCAAUAUUGUUGUUACUGGGGGAGAUGAUAAAAUUCUUCGUUUGUGGCAUCCUAACAUCAAUACGAAGCCAGUGGGGAAGCUGAUGGGACAUUUAUUUAGCAUAACAGAGAUUGUCACCAAUGAAAAGGACCAGCACAUUAUUAGCCUUUCGACUGCAAAGAUUUUCAGAGUGUGGGAUAUCCAGACCCUUUCCCUGAUGCAGGUCUUCCACGAUUCCCAAGCAGGGCCUAGAGAGACACAAAUCUUUACUAUGGUAUUUGACAAUAACCAUGGCACACUUAUUACAGGAUCAGCUGUGAUUGAUAUUUAUCCUCUCACGCGAGUUAUACAAGACACGAAACAGGUUCCCCAGACGCAUGAGAGGAGCAUCAAUGUGCUGAUUUACAACAAAGUCUUUCGCCAAAUUCUAACUAUCUGUUCUGAAUCAAUCGUAAAGGUCUGGGAACUGGAAACAGGCCAACAAAUAUACCAGAUUGAGGAUGCCCAUGGACCGAAUGUUGAGUUGACAUGUGCAGCAAUUGAUAAAAAUGGAUUCCACCUUGCCACUGGAGCAUGCGAUGGAACUGUGAAGACUUGGGAUUUUGGAAGUGGACAGCAACUUAAAGUUUUGCCUUUAAUCAGGGAAAGCACAGUUAAUGAACACUGGCUGAUGCAAAUGGUUUACCUGAAGGCUAGUGGAAGUAGACAUGUCAUCCUGGUCUUGGAGUACAGUGGGACUAUCAAAAUUGUUCAGGGUAAUGAAGGUGAAGUUUAUCUAUGCAUUACUUGGGAGCUUCCUGAAGCAGUAUCAGUUGCUCUACAAGGCAAUCCACUCAUGUCCCUAAAACUGAGUCCCAAUGCCAAGAAAAGCAAUGGAUUCUUUCCAGAUGUUCAGCUGCUGCUUGAUAAGGUGCCUGUGAAAAAAUCAAAGAAUGAGUUACCUCUGAAAACGGAAGUGAAAUGCUUUGACCUACUAAGAGUGGAAGGUUAUAAUUUGUUAGCUACCGCAAGUGCAAAUGGCGCAAUCAUCAUGUGGGAUUUUGAAUCUGCCACUGCCAGGCACAUAUUUAAAGCUGGAAACACUGUCCAAGAAGAUGGAGAAGAAUUAUUAGGAAUCAACGGUUUACUGUUCCUCUACCGAGGUGCUGUCUCAGAGAGGAAACUUAGCGAGACUUCCACCGACAGUUUAGACCAACCGAGUGAUGUCAACACUACACAGGAGGUGGAAAGCAGCUUUGCAAGCAUAAAGAAGGAAGCUGUUAAAAGUGAAACUGAUACCAAAACAGAAACUUCAGAAGCAAAAUUUACAGGGUCUCCCACCUUGGAGAACAAAACACUGGGAUCUGCUUUAUUAGAACUUCCAAAUCAGGAAACAGAACGUCAUUCAAGACCUAUACUUGCCUCUGGCCAUGAAGAUGGUUUUAUUUAUCUCUGGACUAUAACGGGAGAUCUACUGAGAGAAAUUUUGCCUUUCACAAAACAUCCUCCAAUUCCUUUGACAGCACUGUGCACUGGUGUAUCUUCUAAAACACUUUUUGCCGCUAAUAAAGAGGGGCAUGUUAUAAGAUGGCAUAUUGGCUCCUUCUUAGAAGAUCCACAGGAUACCAACAAGCAUAUAAAGCAACAAAUUUGCUGGAGAGCUCAUUCCGCCAAAAUAGUCAGCUUGUUCUAUGAAGAAGAAAAAUGCCUUGUGGUGACUGCUGCUAGUGAUAGUUCUGUCAGGCUCUGGCAUGCACCCGAUGGACACUACAUUGGUUACUUUGGCCAGCGCAGGUUGUUCGAACUUUUGGAAUCUGCAGAUAUCAUUUUGCCCUGUGACGUGAAUGAAAUCCCCUUCAGCAUAAGAGACAACAGCAAAUAUAUGGAUAAAAAACAGAAGUUUGAAUAUCCUCUGGUCCUUGACAGAGAGAAAUGGAAGACUCUGACCAGAAGCUCCUUGUCAUUGAAAAAGCCUGGCCCUUUUGAAGUGGAUCAAGAUUUCAAGUUUUUCAAAGCCCUGGCUUCUCCUAUGAUUAACAAACACCCCCUGGAAAGUUUCAAAUCUGGCAGCAAAGAUACUGGUGUUGUAUUUGGGUCUAUACCUAUAUACAGGGUUGCAACUCCUCCGAAGAUUAAACCUAUUCAUACAAAGGAUCAGGAAGACUCUGUUGACAGUAUUGGCAUGAGAAGCAGAAUUAUUUCCCAUUCACCAUCGCGUGUCGUCACUGCAAAAGCUGCAAAAGCUGCAAAAACCCUUCAGGCCCCUCCUUUCUAACCUCCUCUAAUGCCAAUCCAAGUAUGAAAAUCAUGAAACAGGAAGAUGUGUUGCAAUGAACAUCGGUGAAAAUAAAAUCGUGAUAACACAAAAGGAAAGAUCUCUGGAUUUUUGUAUCUGAAACACUAGGCAUGCACAAGCCACCAGACAUCAUUUUCAUCAGUUUCUUUUCCCGUUGUUAAUACCAUUGUUGUACUCCAACAGAGGAAUUUUAAAGUGAGACUCCAGCACACUAUAUCUGAACUAGAACUAAUAACUAAAUUUAAUUCUGUUUAUUUGGGCUUAGAUGGAAACCGUGGCUUCCUGUUCCACCUCAGGUGUUGAUUUACUUAGCAGUGCUAAAAUGAUUGUGUUUUCACUAGUUACUGCUGUUGGGAAUAAUUUCUGUGUUUGUUGGUGUUAAUUUAGACUUGAGUUGAAUUGUUACAGACUGUGCUUUUUGCAUGUCUUUGUCAUUUUUACCCCAAUGUUUGCAGUUUUUCCUGUCCUCUGUACACUCAUACCUGCCAGUUGAAGAUACUGUGCCUCUGAUGAACUGUACUCUGGUCCAUGAAAACUUAUAUGCCAUAAUAAAGUUACUAGU
This is a messenger RNA of Podarcis raffonei (Aeolian wall lizard), 4116 nucleotides long. RefSeq names its product WD repeat domain 64 (gene WDR64). Gene Ontology annotation, molecular function: protein binding. Bases 255 to 3533 code for a protein of 1092 amino acids. Lineage: Eukaryota; Metazoa; Chordata; Lepidosauria; Squamata; Lacertidae. The transcript is spliced from 28 exons. The record is from RefSeq and is a predicted model, not a curated record.